Hippocampus zosterae (dwarf seahorse) is the source of this 943-nucleotide messenger RNA. It is a transcript of the gene tmem179ba, whose product is annotated as transmembrane protein 179Ba. Bases 64 to 768 code for a protein of 234 amino acids. NCBI's taxonomy places the organism in Eukaryota, Metazoa, Chordata, Actinopteri, Syngnathiformes, Syngnathidae. The transcript is spliced from 5 exons. The record is from RefSeq and is a predicted model, not a curated record.
UUCCCACCUCAAUCGCACCGUCCUCACAGCCGCAGAGGACAAGAAUCUGGCAGCUGCGUUUUGAUGAUGGCGCUCACCGGGUUGUUACUGCUGGAGCUGGUCCUGUACGCCUGCUGCUUCGUCUGCGGAAUUGUCACCGCCGCGUCCCUCACCGUCGUCCAGGGUAAUUUUGGAGGCUUGUGCAUGCUCUACGGACUUGUGAGCUACAACGCAACAGAAAGCAUCAUUGGGGUUCAGGUGUCCAGCUCCGCUUCCGUGUGCUACUUUGUCUCGGCCAUAUCGAUCAUGGUGGCUGUGCUGUGCUUCUCGCUGUCUCUGUACUGGUUAUAUGCCAUCUUCAUCGACGGGAACGUUCAGAGGGAGCAUGUGUGGAUGAAUGCGGCGUUGGUCAUGUGCGGCGUCUUCCUCUUCUUCCUGCUCAUCUCAGGCUUCGUGCUCAAGAUCGGACGAGAUGUGCUUUGCAACUCGGUGAUUCACGGUGUUCCCAACAUCACCAGCUGCGAGGGAGCCCAGACUAAGAAAUGGGUCCAUCCCAUCAAAGGAGACAAUUUCUUCAGCGGCCUGCAGAAAGCCGAGACGGCCGUGUGGGUCAACUUCUUCUUUUGGCUCCUCAUCGGCGUGCUGGUCAUCAUUCAGAGGCGCCAGAACUCGCAGUCCAAGGUGAUUACAGGAGGUCUGAGCGCGCCGACCGGCGGGCUCUUCGCUGAGGCUGGGGUGACGGCCGCCGAGACGGAGCCCUUUUUCAACCGCCCUGCAAGGCCUCAGUGAUGCGGCGAUGAACACGCACAUGCUUUUAUUUUAUUUUUUUGUAAUGACUGUUUGUAUGCACUUAAACCCACACCUAUUGGCUAUACAAGUGUUUUUAAUGUAUUUGAUGAGUCUGGCAAGUGAUGUUUUGAACAUAAUCACUGUAAAAUGUCAAAUCUACAGGUAUGUCCUUUGA